UGUCCUGUCUGGCUUGCCGUAGAUACCCGGUCUUGUAGGUCGGGCAUGCCCGUGAACCAUCCACUGCGAAAUCCUCUGCCAGCGCCUUCAAGAGAGCGAUUAACGUGCGCUUACAGAGAUAUGUGACACAUACUGCAUUAAACGUUGUCUUUCUGUCCAGCGGAUAAGCAAUAAGUUCAGCAGAAGCGUGCGGAAAAUUGCGAGCAGGACCCGAAAAGUGUCCGUCCGUUUUGUCCUACAAAGGCGCGGAGUGUUUGACAGCGGCAGGGCCCAACGGUAGUUAACUGCCUAAGAAGGAGGACGGCAUCCAGAGGUCUACAUGAAACAAUAAAGACGGUCCUCUGUGCAGGAAAACAAGUGCCAACAUGAGGAAGGACGUGAGGAUACUCCUUGUAGGGGAGCCUAAGGUGGGGAAGACGUCCCUGAUUAUGUCUUUAGUCAGUGAGGAGUUUCCAGAUGAGGUUCCACUCCGAGCUGAAGAGAUCACCAUCCCAGCCGAUGUCACCCCGGAGAGGGUGCCCACACACAUUGUGGACUACUCAGAAGCAGAGCAGUCAGAUGAGCAGCUGUAUCAGGAAAUAUCAAAGGCUAAUGUGAUCUGCAUAGUUUACUCAGUCAACAACAAGAAGUCGAUUGAGAAGGUGACGAGCCACUGGAUUCCUCUCAUAAACGACAGAACGGACAAAGACAGCAGGGUGCCACUGAUUCUUGUGGGGAACAAGUCAGACCUGGUGGAGCACAGCAGCAUGGAGACCAUCCUGCCAAUCAUGAAUCAAUACCAGGAUAUUGAGACGUGUGUAGAGUGCUCUGCAAAAAACCUGAAGAAUAUCUCCGAGCUGUUCUACUACGCCCAGAAGGCCGUUCUCCACCCGACAGGACCCCUGUACUGCCCAGAGGAGAAGGAGCUGAAGCCUUCAUGCAUUAAGGCUUUAACCAGGAUAUUUAAAAUCUCUGACCUGGACAAUGACGGCACCCUUAAUGACAGCGAGCUCAAUUUCUUUCAGAGAACAUGCUUCAAUACACCACUGGCACCCCAGGCGUUAGAGGACGUAAAGAACGUGGUCAGAAGAAACAUGAUGGAUGGAGUCAAAGACAACGGGCUCACGCUCAAAGGCUUCCUCUUCCUGCACACCCUCUUCAUACAGCGAGGUCGGCACGAGACCACAUGGACCGUGCUGAGGAGGUUCGGUUAUGACGACGACCUGGAGCUCACGCAGGAGUACCUGUUCCCCCUGAUAAAGAUCCCUCCAGACUGCACCACAGAGCUUAACCACAACGCUUACCUCUUUCUUCAGAGUGUCUUUGACAAGCAUGACAAAGACAGAGACUGCGCGCUGUCGCCAGAGGAGGUGAAAGACUUGUUCAAAGUGUUUCCCUACAUGCCCUGGGGUCCAGAUGUAAACAACACAGUUUGCACUAAUGAACAGGGAUGGCUCACAUACCAGGGAUACCUCUCCCAGUGGACGUUAACAACAUAUCUGGACGUGCAGCGUAGUUUGGAGUACUUGGGCUACCUCGGCUACUCUAUCAUCUAUGAGCAGGAAUCCCAAGCGGCUGCAAUUACAGUGACCCGUAACAAGCGCAUUGACCUGCAGAAGAAGCAGACCCAGCGCAGCGUCUUCCGCUGCAACGUUUUAGGAGCACGGAGCAGCGGGAAGAGCGGCUUCCUCCAAGCAUUUCUCGGCAGGAACCUGCAGCGACAGAGGCGGAUUAGAGAAGAGCACAAGUCCUUCUAUGCCAUCAGCACGACUUACGUUUACGGUCAGGAGAAGUACCUGCUGCUCCACGAGGUGAUGCCGGAUAUUGACUUCCUGACGGAGACGGACUUGGCCUGCGAUGUGGUCUGCCUGGUGUACGACGUCAACAAUCCUCGCUCGUUUGAGUACUGCGCAAAAGUGUACAAGCAAUACUUCAUAGACAGCAAGACGCCGUGUGUGGUGAUAGCCGCCAAGUCGGACCUGCACGAGGUGCGGCAGCACCACAGCCUGUCGCCGCAUGACUUCUGCCGGAAACACAAGCUCCACCCACCCCAGCCUUUCACCUGCAGCACGAACGAAGCACCCAGCAAAGACAUCUACACUAGACUCACCACCAUGGCCAUGUACCCCCACGCCCGUCUCCGCUGCAUGUGUGCCUGCAACAGGUGCACAUAUUGCCUCUGUCAGAACCUCCUCAAGUUGGAGCUGCUGCGCAGCAUUAAGGCCCAACUCCGCACGGUCGUGUUCAACAGACACAUGGCUCAGGCAGACCUGAAGAACUCCACCUUUUGGCUGAGGGCGAGCGUCGGCGCCACAGUGUUUGCCGUGCUGGGCUUCGCCAUGUACAGAGCGCUUCUCAAACAGCGGUGAUCAGACAGAACCAGACUUCCCCUCUCUGGUCCUUCUGUUGACUCUGCCCCUUCUCCUCCCACCACUCAUACCUGGGGAAAGAAAAGACUCACAAAGACGGCCUGACCCACCAGCCAGGCCUCAUUUCUUGGUCACCAUGAACAAACGUGCAGACUUAUAGGUACCUUUUAUAUAAGGGAGUGUGGUGUUUUUCUCCUUAUGUUUUGAAGAGGGGGGCAGGUUACAUUUGAAACAUCACCUCUGUUUGUAAAUGCUGGCGUCGUUUGGUCUGUUGGUUUAGUCUAGGUGAGAUUAGACACGAGUAGUCAGCUGGUCCAGUCCUCUUUUUAAUUCCCCCCCCCUCCUCAGGUCAGUAUAAUUAGAUAUUUGGACACCAGAGAGAGGCAGACAUCCACAGAUCCACCACAAAGGGACUUGAAUCUGUUUAUAGAUGUGUAUAUGCAGGUAUUAUGUAUGUAUUCCUUUAAAAAAACAUUUUAGGAUCAAAGCUAAAGCCAGAACAGGAGGCGAUGGGACAAAGAGCGCUGCAUCUAACACUAAAAAGGUCACGGAUGCCAUGCACUUGUUUAUUUUGUGUGUUUAAUUUAUUAACCUGUUUCUCUCUCUCGUCUGUUUUCCGAGUGCACCGCAUGAAACUCUGGGAUUUUUUUCUUUUUCAUGUGUUUUUGUAUUUAGUAUUAUCGAAGCCAUUUUCAUGGUGAACGACUACCUGCUUUCUGUUUUUAUUUUUGUUUUUCUGCCUUUUGAAUAAAGCUUUUUUCCUCCUUAUAUUUUUAUGAAGUUAGACGCACCGUUUAAACCAGGCAUCAUUAUAUUAACAGCUGUUCGCCCUUUUCCCCUCUUUGAGUCUUGUCAUUCUUCAUCUUCGGCGUUUUUAAUAACGACUUGUGCCGUACGGAUGCUGGUGGACAAGGAGAAAUGAAAUGGUUUUAAAUAUCUGUAAUAAAUUACCUUUACACCCA
Haplochromis burtoni (Burton's mouthbrooder) is the source of this 3310-nucleotide messenger RNA. It is a transcript of the gene rhot1a, whose product is annotated as ras homolog family member T1a. The coding region runs from base 366 to 2348 and encodes 660 amino acids. Lineage: Eukaryota; Metazoa; Chordata; Actinopteri; Cichliformes; Cichlidae. Gene Ontology annotation, molecular function: GTP binding; calcium ion binding; GTPase activity. Gene Ontology annotation, biological process: mitochondrion transport along microtubule; regulation of mitochondrion organization; mitochondrion organization. The record is from RefSeq and is a predicted model, not a curated record. The transcript has 20 exons. Gene Ontology annotation, cellular component: mitochondrial outer membrane.